This is a messenger RNA of Triticum dicoccoides, 2124 nucleotides long. RefSeq lists its product as uncharacterized. NCBI's taxonomy places the organism in Eukaryota, Viridiplantae, Streptophyta, Magnoliopsida, Poales, Poaceae. The transcript is spliced from 6 exons. The record is from RefSeq and is a predicted model, not a curated record. Bases 864 to 1553 code for a protein of 229 amino acids.
CUAAUCCGUAUGUCCUAUAUAGUACUGUACACCACUAGAGAUCAGAAUGGAUCCAAAGCAAAUACCAAGAAUACUAGGCCCGUAAGGGUUCCAUUUUUCUGGUUUUUUUGAAUUUUUUUUUACUGUCCUUGUUUGAGUGACACGCAUACAGGCUGGUUUUCUAGAGUGGACUUGUUUUAUAUUUUGCUUGCUAGGGUUGUUCUAGCACGUCCGAAUCUGUGCAUGGUUGCCACGUCCGGUGCCCUUGUGUCAGUUGACUGCUAUUCAAUAGUAGAUGGCUACGUUGCCUUCUAGGCUUUUCUGAUGGGCUCCAUCUUUGUUUUUCCUCUUUUGACUGCCUAUAAAUAGUUGGCCUGGUGUUGGUUCACGUUCUCCACAAGCCCAACCCAGCAAUACGUCGCCCGCUGUCUCCUGUCCUUCGUCUUUGCGCGCAGCCUCUUGAGAUGGUGGUGCACUGCUGCGUUCUAUCAUGCGCAGCUUGGUCGCUGGCCAGGCUCUAGCGGCAGGCCUUCCGUUUUCCUCCAGCGAGGCUGAGAUGGUAGCAUGGCGCUGCGCUCUAUUCUCCCCAGCCUGGUCGCCGGGCAGCCUCUAGCGCUAGGCCAGCCCCAUCUUCCCCAGCAUGGUCACUGGCCAGCCCUCAGCACAAGGCCCUCCGUUUCCUCUUGGCAUGGCCGAGGUGCUAGGGCACACAGGGAAUUCUCGCACGAAGCUGCAUCUCCUUCCAUCCUGGCUGCAUCUCUCUUCGUCAUGUAGAUCAGAAUCGAAGCUUUCUCGCCAUGCGUGAGAUUUUGUGCAUGGUUGGGAGGGAGGCGAGUCUUCGUUUGUGUCCCUGCUGAGUUCUUACUGUUCGUUUUGUCUCUGUUAUGGUUUGUUCCCGUGCUCAUGCUUCCCAGCGUAUUCGCUCCACGUCGUUGGGUUCCUCUUCCUCGGUGGGUUCCUCUUUGCCGGUUGGUGCUGUUGAUGGGAGGUUUCUUGCCCAAGAUUCGAGUGCUGAUGAGGCGCGGCUGCGACGCCAGGCACGGCAAGAUAUCCGUCGUGGGAAGCGUCAUGUAGAUUCAUCGUCUGUUGGAAGGAACGUUCGGCCUGUACUUGAAGAGCUGGUUGAUCCUUGUCUUCUUGCUGUUAGAGCUGCAUCUGACGUGGAAGUUUUGUGUCGUCGUAUUUUACUGCUGGUUGGUUGUCUGGUUCCUCGCGUGGACCGACUCCUUCUGUUCUUCCUACACCUAUUGUUAGUCGUGUUGAUGCUGUUUGGAAUCGUCGGAAGCGAAGGAUUCUUCGAGAUUAUUACACCGGCAAAAAAAGAGUUCCUGCUAUGGAACCGCCAUUUGCUAAGGAAAAUAUAUUACUUCUUAAAGGCGUUUCACGUGUUCGCUCUUAUUAUGGUGGUCCUGAGUAUGUUUGCCCGGCGUGCCAUGCUUCAUUUUGGUUUCUGGAGGGCUGUAAGAGUUAUGCUACUGGUGGUGAUCGCCUUCCAGUGUAUACUGGCUGCUGCAAGGGAGGCAAGGUGUCGUUGCCUUCAUUUCCCGAUUGGCUAUCUCCUCUUAAGGAUUUGAUUAAGUUUGAUGGAGGUCCUGUCUCUAGCCGUUUCAUGCGUUUGAUUAGGCAUUACAAUUCUAUGUUUUGCUUCACAUCUCUUGGCGCUCGAGUUGAUCAGAGUAUUAAUGUUGGCGGGGGUCCCUAUGUCUUCAAGAUGAAUGGGGUGGUUUAUCAUCGUAUUGGUCCUCUUCUUCCUUCGGGGAAUAGUGCGCCAAAGUAUGCUCAGCUUUAUAUGGUGGACUCUGCUGAUGAAGUGCAGUUGAGAAUUAGUGCCUUUGAUCGUCAAGGAGCUGAAAUGCUUGAUCCUGAUCCAGGCAUUGUGGCUUCUCUUAUUGCUAUGUUAAAUAGGCAUCAUAAAUUGGUGCAUAAGUUUAGAAUGGCUAGGGCAAAUCCGUGUUCUCCUUCUGCCCCUAGGGUGGCUAUACAUUUUAUGGGUGAUGAAGGCGGUGGUCAUGGUGGCCGUUUUUCUGGUCCUGCUUCAUGUGAGGUGGCUACUCUUAUUGUCGGCGAUUACACGCCUGAAUGUAAAAGAUUUGAUGUUAUUGCUGAAACUCGCUAUGGUUUUCUUCAGCAUGUCUCUUCGUUGAA